AUGUCCCAGCCUGAUGUCCCAACAUGUCCCAGUUCGCAUUGUUCUGCAUGUCCUUCCUGGCAUUAUUUCCCAACAUGUCCCAGUUCACAUUAUUCUGCACGUCCUUCCAGGCGUGAUAUCCCAACAUGUCCAAGUUUAUCUCAGCUGGCAUUUUUAUUAAUAACUCAGCAGUUCGCAUUCUUAUGCACGUUCUGCCAUGUUCCUAGUAUUAUUAUUGUUUUUGAACAAGUUUACUCAUAUCACUGGGAUGCAAUCAGUUUCAAACAGUGUCUUCUCCAGCAUUUUGGUGUUACUUCAAAAUGA
Molecule: messenger RNA, 303 nt
Organism: Dracunculus medinensis (Guinea worm)
Lineage: Eukaryota; Metazoa; Nematoda; Chromadorea; Rhabditida; Dracunculidae
Source: the annotation of a GenBank genome assembly